Molecule: messenger RNA, 1650 nt
Organism: Aspergillus pseudotamarii
Lineage: Eukaryota; Fungi; Ascomycota; Eurotiomycetes; Eurotiales; Aspergillaceae
Product: major facilitator superfamily domain-containing protein
Exons: 5
Coding region: 1-1650 (549 amino acids)
Biological process (GO): transmembrane transport
Molecular function (GO): transmembrane transporter activity
Source: RefSeq, a predicted model, not a curated record
AUGACGCCGGAAAGCAGGGAUAUUGACCCAGCAUGGCCACCUGGGACUGUACGCAUUGAAGGAGCUUCUGAAUGUGACCAGGGAUCGAACAUUAUCCUCCAACCAAAACCAAGUCAUGACCCCAACGAUCCACUGAAUUGGUCCACCUGGCGCAAGCACCUUAACUUUUCCUUGGUUUCCUACUACGUGAUCAUGGUUUUUGCACUAAUUGAUGUGGCGACGGUAACGUGGGGUCCUGUAAACGCUGAGCUCGGGUUCAGUUUCGAGAUCCUGAAUGACAGCUACGCAGCAGGAUGUGGGGCGCUCUGCAUUGGAAGCGUGAUUAUUAUCCCCUUUGCCCUGAAAUAUGGUCGACGACCGGUAUACGUCUUCAGCACUGCCUUCCAGUGUGCUAUCAGCGUGUGGACAGCACGGAUGAUGAACGUCGCGGACUUGAUGGUGGUCAAUAUUCUGAGCUGCGUCGUGGGGGCAUUGGCAGAGGUGCUGGUUCAAAUGACUGUAGCAGAUAUCUAUUUCGUCCACCAGCGGGGUUUGAUGAAUGGUAUCUACGUCUGGAUCAUGACAGUAGGAACUAGCCUAUCUCCACUGGCCGGCGGGUACAUCGUGGACUCACAGGGCUGGCGUUGGGUUUGGUGGUGGAUGGUAAUCUUAUUUGGUGCUGGAUUCGUCGCUUUUCUCUUCCUGUAUGAAGAAACAAAGUUCGUUGCGACAUCGACUGAGGAGGUUGCUCCCUCCAUGUCACCAGAAAAGACCCAAAACAGAAAGGGAAGCUUUGAACAUCAAGAGAACGUGACAAAAGAUGAGGAGAAUCCACAGGAGAUCAACAAAAUUCGAAGCGAGGUCGAAUCAGGCAACUGGAUCGACACUUCCAUUCCAAAGAAAACCUAUCUGCAGAGGCUUACACUGUGGACCAUCUCACCAAGCUCUCUGGCCAAUUUCGCACGUUAUAGCUACGAGCCCUUUGUCAUGCUUUUCACAAUUCCGGCCAUAUUUUUCAUGGCCGUUGUGUAUGGAGCCAUGACAGCUGCGGUGACUGUUACUGUCACGACGCUUUCAUCGUGGAUGACCAUUCCGCCAUAUAAUUUCACUGCCGCGCAGAUUGGCCUGAUGGGUCUCCCCUCGUUUAUAGGCACGUCCCUGGGGAUUCUCCUCGCAGGGCCCUUAAGUGACAGGCUCAUUAUCCUUUUGGCGCGCAGAAAUAAUGGGAUUUAUGAGCCUGAGAUGCGUCUUUGGCUAUCCUUAGCAUUUACUCCCUUCGUACCUGCUGGGCUGAUCAUGUUUGGAAUCGGCUUGGACAAGGGGCUUUCGUGGCCAAUUCCUGCUGUAGGACUCGGACUGGCCUCCUUUGGCUCAACACCGCCCAGCAGCAUCUCUCUGACGUAUCUUACAGAUGCCUACACCGAUAUUGUGGCGGGCUCUCUGGUAGGUGUUACCUUCAUCCGCAACCUAAUCUCGACAGUCUUUGUGUUUGCUCUGGCUCCCUGGAUCGCCAGUUCCGGAUUGACGGGGUUUUAUAUUACAUUCAGUGUGAUUUUAACCGUCAUACUUCUUGGCAAUAUUCUGUUUAUCAUAUACGGGAAGAAACUGCGGGUUCUCGGAGCGAGGAGAUAUCUGUACUUUGCAGGGAACCAGAUCGACCUCCGCGAAUAA